Spodoptera litura is the source of this 1623-nucleotide messenger RNA. RefSeq names its product DNA repair protein XRCC3. Gene Ontology annotation, biological process: double-strand break repair via synthesis-dependent strand annealing; t-circle formation; resolution of mitotic recombination intermediates. Gene Ontology annotation, molecular function: ATP-dependent DNA damage sensor activity; four-way junction DNA binding; ATP binding. Gene Ontology annotation, cellular component: replication fork; Rad51C-XRCC3 complex. The record is from RefSeq and is a predicted model, not a curated record. NCBI's taxonomy places the organism in Eukaryota, Metazoa, Arthropoda, Insecta, Lepidoptera, Noctuidae.
UGUCUUUCGACGUGGGGUAGUGGACGUCUUCCGGCUGUUUGAUGAUGAUGACGAAUGUCGUGAUUGUCAUGAGCAUAUUAGUCACAAUCUGAAUAAUUCUAAUCAAUAAGUAAUUCAUACUGUGACACUAGUAUAUUCUGUGGUAAAUGGAUGUUGUCAUUGGCAUAUUAUUCAUUCUCAAUAUGUCACAAAUGUCAUUAUUGUCAAUCUCAUUCCAAAGUUUUUUCGUAUUGGAUAAGUCGUGCUCGUGCAUUGUGUUGUGUUAUUGUUUACAAACAACUUUUUUUUAAAACGAACUUUAGUAACAAACAAGAUGCACCUUAGAAACAUAUUGCCUCCUAAUAUAUAUGACGUAAUUGACAGAGCCGGAAUAUCAACGGAGAGACAAAUAAUUCUUUUGUCAAUUUGGGAUAUCAAGAAAUACACUAAUUUGAAUUUAGACGAUAUCUUGUUGCUCAAAAAUAUCGUGACUGAAAACGUAUGCCCUACGAUUACUACGGGUAAAGAGGAACUGAAGAAGUUUAAUUGUAAUAAAGCAGGAGUGCUAACAGGUUGUACUGGAAUAGAUAACUUGUUGGCAGGUGGCUUUCGCAGAGGCACAUUAACAGAAGUGUUUGGUGAAAGUGCCAGUGGAAAGACCCAGUUAGGUCUACAAUUAACACUUAAUAAUUGGGCGAAGGGAUGUGUUUAUAUCUGUACAGAAGAUUUGUUUCCAACCAAAAGAUUUGAGGAAAUGAAAAUAUCUCUUCCCCAGUUUGACCCAAGAAUUGACUAUGGGAAAAAUAUAUUUGUGGAACAUAUAACAGAAGCAAUAGAUCUAUUGUCUUGUUUAAGGGUUAGAUUGCCCAAGUUACUAGAACAUCAUAAAUUAGCUCUUAUAGUGAUUGAUUCUAUUGCAGCACCAUUUAGAUGUGAAAGUAAUAACUAUGUGAAGAGAGCUGAAGAUUUAAGAGAAGUUGCUAUUCUUUUAACAUCAAUGGCCCAAAAGUUUGACUUAGCCAUUCUGUGUAUAAACCAAGUCACAGCAUCUUUUGAAGACUCCAACAGUGUUUUGCCAGCAUUAGGCCUGGCAUGGUCUAAUAUGGUUACUACCAGGCUCAUGUUAAAGAAGACUUUAAAUGUAUUAGAUGGUAAAAGUCUCGCAAACAUUAGCAAUCAACAGAUUGCUGAUCAUCAUAAAACUUAUAUUAGAGAACUGCAUGUAAUGUUCGCUCCUCAUUUAUCCAAUAUGAUGGCACAAUUCAUUGUUACAGCAUGUGGUAUACAGGACAUUCCUAAAUAAAAACAUUCCCUUAUAAAUCUACCUUCUUUUAUUGUAUCAAUUCAAAAAACAUUAAUGGCUUCUUAGACCUUCUUUGUCUGACUCACUUGGGUAAAAACUAUUUUCAUUAUCAAUAUGAGACGGUCCUUGGAUAUUUAUUAUAAUGACGAUAUACUAAUCAAAGUAGGCAGACAAAAUUCCUCCGCCCAUCUACCCCAUCUAUAACAUAGUAUUGAGCAAAUAGUUUAAUAAGUAUAAUUGAGUCAUGAGUAGGUAUCGUUAGUUUAAUCUCAAUUAAUGUGGGACACUACAGAUUUGCUAGUAACCAAAACGUAAUUUAGUAAUGUUACUAAAGUACGCCA